Hemibagrus wyckioides is the source of this 7064-nucleotide messenger RNA. RefSeq names its product ubiquitin-conjugating enzyme E2 E2-like. The transcript is spliced from 6 exons. Bases 205 to 831 code for a protein of 208 amino acids. NCBI's taxonomy places the organism in Eukaryota, Metazoa, Chordata, Actinopteri, Siluriformes, Bagridae. Gene Ontology annotation, cellular component: nucleus. The record is from RefSeq and is a predicted model, not a curated record. Gene Ontology annotation, biological process: protein polyubiquitination. Gene Ontology annotation, molecular function: ubiquitin conjugating enzyme activity.
ACACACACACACACACACACAGCAGAGUCUCCUCGCUGUCUUUAGAGAACUCGGACGUGCUGAACAACAGCCAGCGGAUUUUCUUUUUUUCCCCUCUAUAUACCUACACAUAUCUAGACUUUCACACCUGAAGUGCUUGACACAGUUGAGCUUUAGCGCCCGAUUGAGGAUAUUUCCGACACGUUUGCCCUCAUCGUUGACAGAAUGUCCAGUGAGGUCCAGCCGAGGCCAGGUGACAGUCCCAAUACGAGCGGAGGCAGCUCCGAUGCCGAACAGAGAGACGUAGCGCCGUCGGUGCAGCCUGAGGAGAGGGAGAGAGAGAGGGAACAGGCUCCGCCGAAGAAAAAGGAGGCCAAGUUCUCCAGCAAGACACCUGCUAAACUCUCUACCAGUGCCAAGAGGAUUCAGAAGGAGCUAGCGGAGAUCACUCUGGAUCCUCCUCCAAACUGCAGUGCCGGCCCAAAAGGAGACAACAUCUACGAGUGGAGGUCCACCAUCCUGGGACCUCCAGGCUCCGUGUAUGAAGGAGGAGUCUUCUUCCUCGACAUCGCCUUCACUCCAGACUACCCCUUCAAGCCGCCCAAGGUGACAUUUCGUACCAGAAUCUACCACUGCAACAUUAACAGUCAGGGAGUGAUCUGCCUGGACAUUCUGAAGGACAACUGGAGCCCAGCGCUAACCAUCUCCAAGGUCCUGCUGUCCAUCUGCUCUCUCCUCACAGACUGCAACCCCGCCGACCCUCUGGUGGGAAGCAUCGCCACACAGUACCUGACCAACAGAGCAGAGCACGACAGGAUAGCCAAACAGUGGACCAAGCGCUACGCCACAUAGACCUUCCCAACGCCGCUUGAAAGCUCCAUACCCCAUUCCCCCAUCCCACCCUUCUCCCACGACGAACUGUCCUUCGUUUCUUGUUGACUUGAACGCUUUUUUUAUACAGUGUAUGCAUACUAAGAGCAAGCUGAUCAGGAUUGUACUUUUUUCCCAAUACACUGAAUGUUGGCAUGGUCAUCAAGAGCUUUAUUAUUUGUAAUGUUAUAUUGCUAUCAUGACCGUUCUGCUAUUGUUUUGCAUUAUUGAGAAGCGUGCCGCCCGAGUGAGCGGACUGCUGCGCUCCCUAUCCAGCGGUUUUCUUUCGGGGCUCGGCGAGUACGUCCAUCAUCACCGAGCGCGUGGAAGAUGCUCCAGACGAAGCGAUCACUGAAUCUUUCUUUGUUUUUUGUUUUUGUUUUUUUGUUUUUUUCUCAUGAAGCGGACAUUCUUUCCCCUCCCCCCAUAAACGAUUGUUUUAACUCAGCUCCCCUAUCUGUUAAGUUGUAUAUGUGGAACACUAUGGCACUGGCCUGUUUAUCUCGAAAUGCGUCGUAAAAGUUGAGUAGCCUGCAGCUCGCCCCCGUGCAGCCGACGGCAGUUUGUUGUAAAAUGCACAUUGUGAGAGAAAAUUCGACUGAUACUCUGUAAGUAACCGAGUGAAUAAAUGAUGUGUUGAGCUGAAAUUGUGGUUUGGUCGGUCGUGUUUGUGGGGUUGUAUCUGACUCUCUCCUUCCGUGACUCUUCCUCUUCAUCACAUGCAUGCUAUUCUGUCAUUUCCGUUUUUAUUGAGAGCUCAGAAUUGAUGUUAUAUCGAAGCGAGUUUCAAUCUAGUGGCAGUGUUUUAGAUUUCUGUAAUACAUUUGAAUAAUACCCUCGUGCUCCGGCAUCGACCUUGGCACGUUUUCAUAAGUAUGUCAUAAUCACAGAGCAAAUGGACCUCAUGCGAAGGCUUCAAUCGCCAUGUUGUGUAAGCGGAGGAACUCCGCAGACAAACACGUUACGUGACCCAUGACCCAAGCAUCCAUAUGUUUACCAUUGUCACCCUUUAAUUUAAUUUAAUGUCCUUUCACGUACCACCUUAUUGCUUUUUGUUUCCUUACAUUUGAAUCAGAAUGAGCAGUUUCUCCUCCUGUCCUAUCAUUUGUCUAUCAUUUGCUUAUUUACUUCCAACAAGCUGACUGUCUUCCUGUAGACAUGGAAAUUGUCCAGAGAUUUUAAUAGCCCAUCCUGCAGUACUGGAGCUCUGGUACAUGGACACGAAUGUGAAAUUGCACACCCUUAAAGGUGGUGUUGUAAUCGUGCAACCCUCAGAGACGAUGAGAGUGCCGAAGCAUUAAGAUGCACAGCCAUCUCGAUUUUGGUAAAAGAUUUUAUGGCUCGGAAAAUGAAAAUAUGAACAAAACCCACAUGGGGUAGGCGUUUGAGAGGAACAUUUGCCACUGAUCAUCUGGAAAGUGUUUCAAAUCCCAACAAUGCUAUGGACAUCCAUCCGAGAGAGGAAAAUUAGCCAUGUUAAACUAACCCUUCACCCUCCCGGUUGGCGUCUGUCAUAUGAUAUAGGCAAGACCUGACUAGUAGCUGUGAAUUGACCAAGACUAAAUUUAUGAGAACAUUUGAAAAUAAAAAACACUUUGUUUUGACAUAUUUAGUGUACAGAAAGCUCAUGUGGCUCAUAAAGAUGUAUUAUUGGAUAAUAAUAAUAGAUAUGUUCUCUUGGGGAUGUUUAUGGGGCUUUUAUGGAUGGCCUGGGGGCAAAAAGAGACAUUUUCCAUACAAAAACCCUGCCAUCAUUUGAGUCGCUAAUAUUCACUGGGUCGAAAACUAAAUGUUUCUUCAUCUUCACACACACUUUCCCAUCUAGAACUUCUUUCACACUGUUUGGUUUCAAUACAAACAAGGCAGAAUUAGAAGUCAUGGCACCCUUAAGGAAGACAUGUACUAUUCAUUUAAACCCAGUUUGUAAUCUUCCUGCAAAAGACUUAGGAAUCUAGGACACUCAGGUUUGUGCUUGUUGACGUCUGUCUCCACUUCUGACCCCAGGGUUUGAGAUGGAUUCAGAUCCAUCAGAUAAGAGGAUGGUACAGUAUUUCUGGUGUUGAUUUGACUAUGUGUUUGGGGUCAUUAUCUUGGUGAGAGAUCAGUGUGUGGCUAACUUUCUGACUGAGUUGACCGCCUGGAUUUGAACUGCUGAAUCUUUAACCACAGAACAGCCCCAAAGCCUUAAUAAUUCAUCACCAUAUUUUAGUGUGGUGGAUUUUCCCUGAUUUUUUAUUUUUUUUUACUAAACGUGAUCAUAGAGAGCCAAAACGUUUGAUUUUGGUAUCAAGAACACGAUCCUGUAUAUUUCCAUUGAUGCUCUUUAAACAUCUUUUUAAAGAGAUGGCAUCUUUGGGUAACUUGUCAAGCCUUCCAGACAUUUCAUAGCUUUUAUCAUGGUGCUAUUUGAACAAAAUAGGAUUAAAUACUUUCACAUUUUUUAUAUUUAUUACCUGACUUGGGCAAGUCAUCAAUCAGCUAUCUCUUCUGAGCUGUAUUUCGGUUGUUAACCAUGGUGAUGGAUGGAACAUGGAUUUUGCGUAUCAGCAAUGUCAUUAAAGGAAACAACAGAUUUGCUGGUUGUGUUUAUUUAAAAUAUUUGUACAUAAUUUUGCAAGUCAUUCUAGGAGGAUCUUUUGGUCUUUUUGUUAGAAUAAAGGGUAAAUAAGUUUAAGGUAACUGUUGCAGUGGAAAGGUUGAAUCACUUUUGAGUAAUGUUUAUUCCAUUUAACCAUUUCUCUUAUAAAUGUUUGAUUACACUGUUGAGUAAUUACAGGUUUUCUGCUGUCCUCCCACUACCUAAAAUGGCAGUAGGUGGACUGGUUACUCUAAAUUGUCCCUAAAUGUGUAAAUAUAUCAGAAUUGUGCCCUGCAAUUAGUCCCUAACUUCCAUAUAGUGUUCCCAGGAUAGACUUGUUACCAUGACCAGGAUAAAGAUUUUACUGAAAAUCUAUGGGCUUAGUGGUUAGCACUGUUGCCUUACAGACCAGGAUUUGAACCCGGGACCUUUCUGUGUGGAGUUUGCAUGUUCUCCCCAUGCCUGCGUGGGUUUACUCCGGAUUCCUCCCACAGUCUAAAAACAUGUCCGUUAGGUUGAUUGGUAAUUCUAAAUUGGCCGUGAGUGUGUGUGGUUGUCUGUCUAUAUGUGUGGCCCUGUGAUGGACUGGUGACCUGUCCAGGGUGUACCCCUGCCUUUUGCCCAAUGUGUGCUGGGAUAGGCUCCAGCAGAUCCCCGUGACCCUGAUUAGGAAUAAAGCAGGUAUAGAAAAUGGAUGGAUGAAAAUCUAUACUAAAUAACUGAUUUAAUGAACAUCACAUGAGAACCCUUAUGAUGAUGCCACAACCAUCUGUGGCUAGGUGUCCAAGAAAGCAAAACGGCCAUAGGCAGGAAUAGUGGCAUAUCUUCCAUUAACAUCAACACUAGCCAAAUGUGUGUGUCUGUGAACUCACAUAUGCGGAAGAGGGCUGACAGCACUUUCAGUGUUACGCUGGUGUCAGUUCACUGACUUCCUGCCUUUUGAGAAGCACAUAACUUCAAAUUAGGGAGAAAUGUUGUCGUGAGUAGCGCUGGAGGCAAAACCUAAAAGAUCUAAUUCAUAAUUGUUUCUAUAAUAACAAUUCAAAGAGAUGUUUGGUCAAAGUGCUGCAUCGAUGUAGAACAAAAACAUGAGAAAUAGUUAAUAUCGUGAUACGAUGUUUAUUUCGCAUUGAUUGGAAGCCUCCAGAUGCUGGGCAGCUUACAGGAUCUAGGGGUUUGGAGUUUCUCUGCAUUGAAACUGUCGACAGAGGUUAAAGAACAAGUAGCUGUCAUAAGCUAUGAAAGGAGUGAACUUGUUUAAGACAACAUUUCACAACAUUAAAAGGUAAUUAAAAAAGUACAACAGUGUUUCGCUAGGAUUGGUAAAUUCAAAGUGGAGGGAAAAAAACAUGGCCGACCUCCAUGUUUAUAUUGGUUUAGCACAAGUCUAGGCAGCUAACCGUGAUGAGUGAUGCAUAUUUUCUUCGUUAUAACAGAAAUCGUUUAUGUGCUGAUUCUUGCAUUUACGCUGUAACUCAUAUGAAGGUAAGAAGCAUUACUUUUGUUUACUGAUGAUGUUGGUUUGCCAUAACCUGCUGAACACAAGGUUGCAAAAUCUGCCCCUAGUAGAAAUGAACACAUUUUGUUGCUAUUGCUAGCUACAAUCUCUAGGAGAAGACAGUAUUGUAGCACAUUUCCAAAUAACGUCACUCUAAGAAUGAAGAUAUUAUCUACACUGAUACUGUAGUAUUUCAGAAUAAGGUUAAACCCUGUAUACUGUCACAGCCUGGCUAUCCAUUCAUUAUCUCUGAGCAAACAGCCGGCUAAGUGCUAACUACCACAUUGGGAUUACUUAAAGCAGGCCUCAGGGCCUCCCAGAUGGUCCACCUCACACACCACAGGUGAAUAGUAAUAAUGUGGACCGUCUGGCUGGCUCUGAAGACUGGUUUGAGAAGCAGAGACUUUGUGCAGAAAUCAGGCUAGGAUCUUGUUCAGGUGCUUCCUCUAGCCAGUGCCAUAAACGAGCCACGUCUGAUACGUCUGCUAGACGUAAUGCGAGCAGACAGCGAGACAGGCAGGAAACAGAUUGAUUGACUACUCCCUUCAACCGUAUGCGUGUGUGUGUGUUGUGUGUAACUGAGCGGAAAGCCCUUGAAACCCAUCCUGUUACAAAUGCAAAGAACUUUGAUGGUGGAGGGGGAAGAAUGAGCGCUGGCAGAAUUAUGGGUAAAUAGGGCAGUUCCUGUAGUGGCAACAAAAAAAAAAAAAAAAAUUUUCCCCUCAAUCAGCUUAGUCAGGGUGAGAAAUUCUAGCAAAGAAAGUAGAGCUAUAAACAUCCAUGUCAAUUAUUUACAAUGCAAAAUAUUUGAGAUUAGAGACACAAAAGAGCUUCACAUGCUUGAGAAUGCUCCUGAUUGCAUGUCUAUGCAAAUGAGAUUGUUUGUCUGAAGAGGACUAGUGUUCACUUUAGGUUUUGAAUUUUCUUACAUUUUAUGUCAAACGAUCCUGAAUGCAAUAUAAUUAAUUCAUAUAAAUAAUGUUUAGGACACUCUUAAAAAUAAAGGGGCCAAGAAGACCCAGAAAGGGUUUUUUAUUUUUUGCAGCAAUUACAGAGAAGAACCAUUUCUGGUUCUCUAUAGAACCUUUCAGUAAAUGGCUCUUACAAGAACCCCAAUUUUUUUAGGACCAUAAAGAAACCUUUUAUAGUAGAAAUAACCCUUUUUCCACUACUACAGAACAUAUUCUGUGCAAUGGAAAGGUUCUAUAGAUGUUAAAAGGUUUUUCAUAGGAUCCUGACAAAGAAGAGUCUUUAUUUUUAAGAGUGUAUUUUGCACUGAAUGGAAAUUAGAAGUUUAUUAUCUUUUAGUUAUGAAAGAAUGUUAUUUAUGAAAGAAUGAUCUGGUUCUCUGGGCUCUGUAAGUGAGGUUACAGCCAGUUAAAAUCUCUUUUUUUUUUUGUGAGUAUAUUUAUGUGGGUAUAUUUCCAUACUUCAAAUCUACCAGAAAUACAAAACCAUCAGGGAAACUUCGGGAUACUCAUUUUAACAUUUAGGACAUUCUGAACUCAGGCAGCAUCGGUGGCUUAGUGGUUAGCACUGUUGCCCCACAGCAAGAAGGUCCUGGGUUUGAAUCUUGGGUUCAAACAGGCAGGGGUGGCGUUUGCAUGUUCCCCUGUGCCUGCAUGGGUUUACUCCAGGUACUCUGGUUUCCUCCCACAGUCCAAAAACAUGAGGUUGAUCGGUAUUUCUAAAUUGCCUGUGUGUGGUUGUCUGUCUAUAGAUGGACUGUACAGGGUGUACCCCUGCCUUUUAGAAAAUGGAUGGAUGAUUCUGACCUCCUCACUAUUUAGGAUGGAUAGUAAGUGAAUUGGGACAAAGGGUUUGUCAUCCAUCACGACCCAGAUCGGGCAACGGGUAGGACAAAAAAUACAUAAAAAGAUAAAUAUACCUCUAAGCAAAUUAGGGCCUUGACAAGUUGCCAUGUGACAUGUUUACACACACUUUGAGAAGGAAGUGAAGGAGGGGGGAAAGUACAUUUCCAGUAAUUGUGGUUUCAAGCUUCAAAAUCAACUGUUAAAUCAUUUACAUACCAAGCUGUUUGGUAAAGUUGCAGCUUCUUCACCAGGUGUCAUUAGAUCACCAGAAUCACCUUUGGUAAAAACUUUUUGGGAAUCAGAACGUUUGUGACAAAAGGAAACU